GGACAAAAUCACAAAGGAAGGUUGUAUAUCCUUAUAUUUGUUCCUUCGCUCUGUAUAUAGGAUGGGCAGGUCUUCAGGUUGGUUGUAUACUGCUUUGUAUUUGAAGCAGUGUUCACUUCACCUAAAGAUUGCCUAUGGAGGUGAGUUUGAUCGCUCACUUUCCUAUCCUAUAUCAGUGUCCCUGACGGGUUCGGGUUACCCUCGAAUAGUUCCGGCCUUUUCUCGUCGUAUUAUCCGACAGAAAGGUACCCGGAGAUCUGAAUUAGCUGUCCAAAUGUAUCUAUCUUUCUUUUCCUUCUUCACUAUUGUGGAAAAGGCUAAGAAGAUUAGAGCCUCUUUGUUCAGUUCUAUUCAGAUGCCUAUUCGGGAUAUCGAUAGAGUGGUUCGUUGGCUUGGGCUGGCUAAGCCCUUAUUCAAAGAACUAUUCUUGAGAUACGUUCCGAAUAUCCAUGCUAUUCCCCUUGAACAAGGGAUGAGAUGGAUACCAUCUUGGAAAAUACUCCCUACGUAUAGUUCCUUGAACACUUUAUAUCAGAUCUUUCCAGAGAAGGCUAGGUAUCGGAGGUUUAAAUCUCCUUUUCUAGUCCAAACUCUUGAACUAUCUGCGUUCGGCUUCCUUGUCAAUUUUAUUAAUUCACAAGGACAGCAAUGGAAUCAGGGAAUAUUGUUUGAACAUAGAGUAAGAUAUGCUCUAGACCCAAACAAUAAAGUGUUUUCCGGGCUUGACCUAGAAUCAUUUGAAUCAAAGGUUGGGCCUUACCUACCACCAUGGCACCCUGCAAUGGGGCCACCGAUGUUAGGGAAGUUGGCACAAACUGUUGAAGGAGGGGGCAAGAGGAGACUCUUUGCUAUAGGGAAUUGGUUGCCUAUGGACGGGACAUUUAAUCAACCAGCACCUCUGGCCCGAUUAAAGGGCCAAAGAGUGUCUUAUUGUUACGACUUGACGGCAGCCACAGAUAGGUGGCCACUCGUCGUCAUGUUCGAAUUAAUGGAGAUCCUCUUUGAUCGCUCUUUUGCUUCUGCAGUGGUCAACUCUGCCCUGGCAACCAAUCGAUUUUAUAUUGGUUUCUUGCCGGAGCAAGUAUAUCCAGGACAAGUCUUUGACAAAUAUGCCCUUCUUGGGGAUGAUAUUGUCAUCUCUGAUGAGCAGGUAGCCCAUUGGUAUGCCGGAGUUCUUCAGGAGCUCCAGGUUGGGAUAUCUAAGGGUAAAACCUUAAUAUCAAAAUCUGGUGCUGCUGAGUUUGCGAAAAGAUUUGUGGUUAACUGCUUCACUACAGAUUUGUCUCCUGUAUCGAUGAAAUCUUUACUAGGAGUUCAUAAUUUGUUAGCGAAGUAUGCCUUGGCACACCGAUACCCUUCUAUGAGGUUUUCUACCUUUAGAAGGCUUGGUGGCUCUGGCUACAAAUCUUGUUCUUACAAAGCACCUCAUCUUCAUUCUCGCAAAGUGAGAUAUGAAUGGAGUUUGUGGUCGCAGCUCCGGUGGCCAUCAUUAGAAUAUUAUUUUGGUGGUGGCCGCCUACUCUCUCCCUCUCAGUUCUGGUGGGUCAUGAGGAAAGUUGUUUCUGCUUUCAAACCGAAAGAUUUGAUUGCACCUCCUGACAUUUUCGUCAGUGAGGAAUAACGUUUCUUUCAAGACUACACGGGAAUGAGGGGUUGGUUAGAGAGUUGGUUAGGGUAUUUAAAAUGGUGGUUGUUUUAUUUCAGACUGGUUAAUAACUAUCUGGAUUAUAACAAUCCCUCUGUCAGAGACCAGAUAAACCGGGUAUCAAUUGAUGAUGUAUGGGCAGCUCCUAUAGUUUCCAAUUCUUGGAGACUAUCUAAUAGAGAUGUUGUAUCUAU
This is a messenger RNA of Rubroshorea leprosula, 1839 nucleotides long. NCBI's taxonomy places the organism in Eukaryota, Viridiplantae, Streptophyta, Magnoliopsida, Malvales, Dipterocarpaceae. The record is from the annotation of a GenBank genome assembly.